AUGCAAAGGGGUAAGGUGAAGCUAGAUGAGGAUCUACGUCCUGAUCGUGAGGAUGAUUUCCAAACAGAUGAUGAAGAAAAUCAGGCACAAAGGGUGUUUGAACAUUUGGAUGAUGAUACUGAUUCAGAUAAUUCACCUCCUUCACCAAGUUUGUCAAACGAUGUUUCCAUUAUCUCUUGGCCUCAAAGCUAUAGACAAUCUAUGGACAUGUUAACUAGUGCAACACCUCCUGGAAUUAAUUUGUUAAAGAGAUUUGGUUCAGUAGGGAGAGGAAAUUCUCCCAUUACAUCAUUCAAGAGAUCUCAAGAACACCAAGAGGAUUCUACCUUAUCUCUACCCCUUGUUUCUGACACAUGUGGAUUCAAACAAGAGAAUCGUCUUGCAUCAGCACCGCGCCUGCAACCACUUAGCAGUGCAAAAUUUUCUGUGGACGAAUUGCCACCGCCACAUGAACAAUGUUCAUAUACAAAAUCAGUAAUUAAUGGAACCAAUAUACUAUGUGGAAUAGGACUUCUUACCACUCCAUAUGCAAUAAAAGAAGGAGGGUUUCUGAGCCUUGCAAUACUUUUAAUGUUUGCUAUCAUGUGUUGUUAUACUGGGAUGCUACUAAUAAAAUGUUUAGAAAGCAAUGAUGGACUCAAAACCUACCCAGAUAUUGGCCAAGCUGCUUUUGGAAUUGUUGGUCGCUUGGGGAUUGCAAUCUUUCUAUACGUGGAACUUUUUGCUUCUUGUGUUGAGUAUAUAAUACUAGUCAGUGAUAACCUCUCCUCACUAUAUCCUAACACCCAGAUGAAAUUUGGUGGGAUUGAUUUGAAUUCUGAAGAAAUUUAUGCCAUCACAGCAGCAAUUAUUGUUCUACCAACAGUUUGGUUGCGAAAUCUAAGCUUACUUUCUUAUAUUUCAGUUGGAGGAAUAUUUGCAACAAUACUCGUUGCUCUUUGUUUGUUUUGGGUUGGGACAAUGGACCAGGUUGUUGGAUAUAAGCCAGGAAAAAAAAUUUUAGACUUGGCAAGCUUACCUGUCUCAGUUGGUCUCUAUAGUUUUUGCUUUGCUGGCCAUGCUGUUUUUCCUAACAUCUACUCUUCUAUGAAGGAACCAUCCAAAUUCCCAUCAGUGUUAUUUGUCUGCUUUGGCUUUUGCACUUUCAUGUACAUGAGUGUGGGAAUAAUGGGUUACUUAACAUUUGGUGACUUAGUUUCAUCUCAGUUUACCUUAAACAUGCCUAAAGAAUUAUAUGCAUCGGAGAUUGCAACUUGGACAACGGUUGUGACUCCAUUGGCAAAAUAUGCCUUAACGUUAUUGCCGAUUGCAUUGAGCAUAGAGGAACUAGCCACCUCUCCAAGACUAAGAUGCCAUGCUAUGUCCGUUCUUGUCAGAACAACUUUAGUGAUUUUAAGCUUACUUGUUGCUCUCUAUAUUCCAUAUUUUGGUUCUUUGAUGGCACUAAUUGGUUCUUUCUUGUCAAUACUAGUUGCACUUAUUUAUCCAUGUGCAUGUUUCCUCAAGUUACAUAGAGGGAGAUUAUCAAAUGCGGAGAUAACAAUUUGUGGUAUUAUAAUUGUUGUUGGGCUAAUAUCCGCUUGUAUGGGAACAUUGUCAGCUGUUUCAAAAAUAACUGGGGAAGGGGACUGA
Molecule: messenger RNA, 1632 nt
Organism: Vigna radiata var. radiata (mung bean)
Lineage: Eukaryota; Viridiplantae; Streptophyta; Magnoliopsida; Fabales; Fabaceae
Product: amino acid transporter AVT1D-like
Exons: 11
Coding region: 1-1632 (543 amino acids)
Cellular component (GO): plasma membrane
Source: RefSeq, a predicted model, not a curated record